Messenger RNA from Magnusiomyces paraingens, 1617 nucleotides. RefSeq lists its product as uncharacterized. Bases 1 to 1617 code for a protein of 538 amino acids. The transcript has a single exon. NCBI's taxonomy places the organism in Eukaryota, Fungi, Ascomycota, Dipodascomycetes, Dipodascales, Dipodascaceae. The record is from RefSeq and is a predicted model, not a curated record.
AUGCCUUCGCCAAUCUUUAUCUCACGUCCUCCGGCAGGGUUUUCGUUGCUGGCGGUAAUCCGUGGUGUUCAGUUGACAUUUCUGGGCGCUAUUAGGGCUCUGCGAAAUCCAUACUUGGUGGAAAGUGGGUAUUAUCGUCAUGUGCUGACAGCAAUAGUUGUAUCUGUAAUUAUUCAAUUGGUAAUUUGGAUCCCACUUGCACUGUUGCGACUAUUUUUUGCGGUGCUAAAGUUGGUUGCAUCUGAAGAAGCUGGUGUAACACUCGAAGCGAUUCUCGAUACCUUACACUUUAUUCAAAAUAAUGUGCUAAACUUGGGUCCGUUUUUGGUGACUGCUAUGCGAUACUUUCGACCGGAAAUGGACGAUAUGUUUUUGAUGUCACUUAAGUUUGUGGACCAGGUAUACAAGAAAAAGCAUCCCGAAUCUCAUCGAGAGUACUACGCACCACUGAUUCUACGGCCUAGCUCUGAAAAGGCACGGCACACUGGGUCAAGCAUCAGCUUGAGAACAGGAUCACAGAUUGAUGAGAAAAAGUACACAAAGGGCUCAAUUGGGCUGGAGAAGUCGGUGCCGAAGAAGGAAUAUGCGCGUGGACGCCGGGGCCAGCUCCAGAAGUUGCUGGCACAGUGCAAGGGAGCAAUUAGCGGGGUGUCAGGGUUCGCGAAAAAUAUUCAAAGCAACCAUCCUUUUCAUGUAUUUGUGCGACGAUCUUUGAGGCAAGCAGCCUUUAGCAUGGCCCUCUACUUGUUGUCAUUUAUUCCUACAUUGGGACGUGUGGUGAUGCCCAUUGCGUCGUUUUAUAGUUUCAACAGUGUUGUGGGCACCCCUACAGCUGUGGCGAUUUUUGCUUUGGGUUACAAUGUUCCUCGUCGGUAUGCAGUCAAGUUUUUGACGGUAUUUUGGGGUGGACGGUCACUGGUGCGUGAGCUACUUGCGCCGUAUUUUUCUCGGCUGCCGUUGUCGCGGGCAGAACGCGAGCAGUGGUUCCGGGCCCGUGAAGGCAUCAUGUUUGGUUUUGGUGCUGUGUUUUACUUGUUUUUGAAGACACCGUUUGUAGGGAUUGUGGCAUAUGGAAUUGCAGAAGCAAGCACAGCGUACCUUGUCACCAAGGUCAGCGAGCCCCCGCCACCACCAAGAGGAUCGUCAACAUUGGUGGCCGGGUUGUCUUCGUUGCCAACGGGGGAGACUGGCGACGAGCAGUUGCAGCAUCACGGACUUGCAGCCGAAGACCGAUGGGUUCAGCGGGAACUUGUGUGGACCAACGCCGACAAGUUGCUGUCGGGUCUUGCUUUGCAGUCGGAUGGAUUUGGAGCAACGCCAGAUAUUGUUCCUGGUGCAUGGGCGACGUCGACAGCAGCAUCCACUGCCACAGAUAUUAAAUUGGAUGCUGCUCAAAAAGGGUACCGGGGCGGACCGUCAUCGGUAACUCCUUCGCCAACUCACUCUGGACUGGCCACGCCGACUGGUGGAAAUGGAAGCAGUAGCAUUCACACGCCACGAUCGCGAACGCCGCCCGGGUAUGAAACUGGGCUUGCAGUUGGGAGCGGGUACAAAAGUACAAACCCAUUUUUGCACGAAGUGCGAGGGUCUCCAGUAACCGGGACGCGACCCGAAUGA